UUUUCAUUUUUGGGUACACUAUCCCUUUAGAAGCGCUAAAACACAGAAAUUACUAUGAGAGCAAUGUCACUUACCUCUCCGAUGCAGCACAACAGCAAAAGGGGAGAGGUAAGGUGGGGUACCCCCAAAGGUAAACGUAGAGGUACAGAAACUGAAUAUCAAAUAUUCCACAUGUGUAAUUAUAAAACUUGAUAUUACAAAUGCACAUUUGACUUUGUCACUCACAUUACUGCUGUAUAACUGACCCUGUUACAUCAAGAAUGAACUGAUUAUACUAUGGUGGUCAAAGUUUAAAGAUCAAGGUCACUGUGACCUCACAUUUGGCAAUGUGACAAGUUCACAGAGGAAUACACUCACGAAGCGGUAAUUCUAGUUUUGACAAAAUGAAAGACAUUUACACCACAAACUGAUGCAGAAAAGGAAAACAGUGGUGCAUAAAACAAAUCACUAGAGUGCAGGAAAUGAAGGGUUUAAUGCUUUUUGCAGAGGAAAUAAUGGGCAAGAUAUUACUUUGCUAUCAAGGCCACGACUCUAGGUGGCCCUGUUUCCUGCCUUACAUCAUUAAAGCCUCUGAGCAUGACAGUCAGGGUAAAAGGAUUUAUCAAUGCUAAAUCAAGUGCUUAUCAAUGAUAAAUCAAGUUAAUUAAGUAUCUUCAGGGCAUCUUGGAGAAGCGUUCUCUUAAUAUUCUGUCACUUUUCCAGUGUUCAUGCAGUGCACGCUCAAGAUCUUGUCAGAAUCAGAGUGUAACUGAAACACAGCUGCAGGCAGAGGGAGAGGUAGAGAGGCAAGAUACUGAGAGACAGGAUGAGUCUGAUAGAGGCUGCAUUAUUUUCUGUAGUUGUUAUCACUACUUGUGUUUGAUGCAGACACGGGGGUAUUUGCUCAUGUGAGAGACAGGGGGAGACAGAGAAAGGAGAAUAAGAACCAAAACAAAAACCCCACCCUCCAGUUGAUGGGUGGAGUUUGGAGGAGGAGCGUUCAUAUCAGUCCCAGCACAGACAGUACCUACUCUAGUGUCAGAGACGGAGGGAGAGAGGAAGGAAAUCUUCUCAGUGUAGACAAAAGCGCAGUUCUGGCUGGAGUUUGUUUACCACCUCUGCUGCAGUUUCCUCUCGGACGAGGCGGAUUAUUCACACGUUCCUCGCGCGGGGAGUUCAGCAAAAACUUUGGGAUUUAUUUCACUUUUGGCUUUUGCUUUCACACGUUAAUGAGUUGCCCACUUUGGACCUGUGGACCCUAUUUGGACUAGCACUGAUAUUAUUUAGACAUAUUUAUAUUAACAGCCAACUUGUCAUCGUGUUAUUUUCGGAGCCAGCGGUGAUGUCCCGCCACUGACAUGCACCAUCCGUCCAGACCACCAAACCAGUCCGAUGGCACGACCACAGUAACACCAACACAGGGGAGCGGAGGAGAUCCACAACCCGUCGGUGCCGCUGGAGCCUGUGCGCAAACCUCCCGUUCAAACGACGGCGGCGAGCGCAGCUUUGGCCAACCUGAUUCCACCGCCGGAGGAGGGGAGCCGGACUCGCCGUCCUGGUGCAGACCCAAAGCCAUCGACAGCCUAUCCGUGUUUCAGGCGAGGUCUAUAUUCUUCCACUCUCGCCGCGCCUCCAGUGGAUAUUUCUCGUUCGACGGAGACUCGCUGCCGAGCUCCCCACUCUCUCCGAGGCCGGGGACUGCUGACAAAGCUACGCAGACUCCGAGUCCCGCCGGCCAGGUGAUGAAACACGCCCUACAGCGCAUGGAGGCGCACGGCGGAGGACCGGGGACGCACCAGCAACACGGACAACCUGUCGGCCCCUCUAGCACGCGGCAACGGAACGGGGACAUGCAGGCGGAGGAAAUCGGACGAGAGCUCCGACACAUUGGGGAUGACUUCAAUAGACUGCUUCUCAGGGGGGUGGCAGACAGACAUAGACGGGUUGUGAUCAAUCCAAACCCGCUGCCGCACAUCCACCAGGAGCCCACCGUGCUGCUGUGCGUGGGCCUCCUGCUUCUAAUGAUCGGACGGAUGAUCUACUUGCAAGGCAGUACGAACAGCCAGGACAACUCUCAGGUUUAGCCUUUGGAAAACCCAGCAGACGUAGCAUCGUUAUUAUUUUUUUCCUGAAAUAAUGUAUCUAUGUUGGAUCCUUUUUGUUUUUUGGGACCUAAUUUUUGUCCUCCUUUCUCUCCUUUCCAAGUUGAGAAAGGACACUUUGGACUCUGUUCAUGUUCAUUUUGAUGGAUUGGUAACCCCUUUAAGGAACUCUAAAUUGCCUGGAUGUUUGUUUUUUCACCUCUGUUUGUCCUUCACAGUCUCUGAGCCUUUGCGUUGCUACCAAAGAGCCAGGAUUUUGCACUCCUUUCCAGCGCAGUGGCCAUCGUUUCACCUAAAUUUGCCUCUGUGCAAAAUUACGCCUGUGGAACUUCAAAUGUGCCUUGUACAGUUUCCUGUUUACUUUUUUAGUUUUUUAGCUUUUAGCUUGUAAUUGUGUAGAGAUUAUGAAUUCCUCGGGUGAUCAACUCCGCAGACCCAGAGUUGUAAAAGUACGUGGGUCCAAUCUGCAAAACUUUCCCCCAUCUUUCCCCUCUGAUGGUUUCAGGCAAGGAAAAAUGAUCUUGCACUCCUGUAACAUCAGGAUCCAGCAUGCAACAGACUCUGGGCCAAAGUAACCACUUUUAUCCAGCUUUUUUAUCAAAACUACUUUGCCAUGUAACACUUUGUUACCAUGAAUUACAUGUCUGCUUAUGUCUACAUUGUCAGUUAAUAAGAGCUGACUGCAUGGCAGGAUUUACAGGCACAGAAAUGACUUUGUGUCCAGAUAUUUUGAGUACUAAAUGACACAGGUAUUGACUGAUUCAUCAUCAGAUUUCAUGACAAUUCUGUAUUUUGCAGACCCCAUUUGGGCAGGAUUCAUUUUCCAGGGAGAGGUGAGGUGGUAAUAGAAUAUUUGCCAUGGUCCUCAGUAACAAAACUUCUUGUUCUGGGUGGCAAAUUACUGCAUUUGGACUUUAAAAGAUGGGAACAUUCAAGGGGAAAUUUAGAGAAAGCAGAUAUUUGCAAGCAAGUGUUUGGGACUGUAAAUAAUUUUCAAGGAGGGGAGAAAAAGUGCACUCUGAACUGAUCAGCACAAACACAAUUUGCCCAACUUUCCUGACAGAAAUGAAUCCUGUCCUGCAUUUGUCUGCAUCAGUGAUAAAGUGUCCAUUUCGUUUUAUGUGUCAUAAUUCAAAACCAUGGGUCAAGGUUAGCAGCCGUCCUGCUACCACUUGGCUUAUAUGUAAUCAGGUAAUCUGUAAUCAGGAUUAUUUUCCCUUCAAAGGUACUUUUAGUAAAUGCACCAAUCCUGCAGCUUUUUAAAAAAGUGAGAACACAUUUCUAUGAAUUUCAGGAAGUUAAGUUUCCACAAAUUAUUAGCAGCCUUUCCCUGUGUAAAAAAAAACAAAAACCUGUGUGUUUCUGUAACCACUAGAUCCAGGUGGAAUUGUGACUUCCUCCCUUCUCUCUAAGAUUUAACAAUAGAUUUCCAACAAUUUCAGAAUCAUUUUUAUCACAAAAUACAGUCUUUUAAAAAAGCAUUAAGGGGCACCAUUUCCCUCUUUGCUCUGGUUGUUUUCAGCAUUAACACAAACAAUUUGCACGUUAGUAAUCAAAUGCAGGAGCAGAAUGCUUCACUUGUUAUACAAUAAUAGGUUUUAAGUACUUGUUACUGAGCUGUCCAGUUGGUGGAGUGAAAUACAGAAGAGCAAGAUGAUGAACAAAUCAAUCAUGAGAUAAUGUCAAUCAUAUAAACCUUUAAACAGUGUAAUUUCCUGCUUUCUAGUUUACUCAUUUUCUACAUUUUACAUUUACAAACCUUUAUUUAACCUUGUUUUAAUAUCCAAAGCCUUUUCCUAAGUUUCCUAAGUGAUCAAACAGCACUGUCUUUCACCGUUCUUUGUUUCAGCCUCUGGAUUUAACAUUAGCAGCCGGACUGAAUGUAUCUGGCAAGUAUUGGUUUGUUGACAAGGUCACGUUAUCCGUUUAUUAGCCCAGUGAUUCAGACCUGGCCAAGUCUCCUCAUGCCUGCCAGGUCAUUAAACACUCUCAGAGAGAGAUUUCUGGACGACAACCAAGCAUUGAAUCACGCAGAGUCAAAGAGGGUUUUGUCACUGACUGUUAAGCCAACAGUACCAUAUCAAAUAGCCGCGAUACAGACUUCCGAUUAAGUACAUUUAUUCUUAUCUUUAGGCUUAUUAACAUACCAGUCUCAUUGUCAUGUGAUGAACCACCAAAAGUAGGCCAUUGUUUUUGUAUCUUUUAGGUUUUGGGUUAGUAAAAUGCAUGUAACCGCUCGGAGCUCAUUUAAACAGAACCAGAAUAAUAAUAAACAGCGGAUUAGCUUGUGAAAGUGUGAAAACCUUUUAUGCAAAAACUAUGAAAUGCCUGUUCCUUUGUAUGCAGAAAUAUCAAAGUUAGGUAUUUGAAUAUACAGUUGUGAAGAAGAAUUGUGCAAGAAAGUAUUGUGGCGAAGCACCUUAUCAGACCAUGAAACAUGUUUAGCAUGUCUCCUCUAUAAAAUGUCAGGGAGGCAGUGGAGGUUGGGAAGAUAAUCAGAUUUUCAUUUGCCAAACCAACGAGUUAAUUCUUAUCAUUGAAACCUUUUUUUCUUUCAAAACCAAAACAUCCUGUUUGAGAACACUUUCGACAAAGCAUACGCUUCACCUUUGUGAGGCUUUUCCAAGUUUGUUUUCUACUUUUUUUUUUUUUUAAUUUUAAAUGUGAUGUUUGUCACGUAUACAGCAUAUUCCACAGUCCAUUAGGAGUUUUCCAAAUUUAGCAUUAUUUAGCAAAUUUAGCAUGAAUUUAGCAUUUUCCAAUCAUGACAUGAAGGAUAUGUCGGUAUUAUUCGGGGUAUAAUAGCAAUAUUUUGGUAUAUAUAUUCAAGGCAUUCAGAAUAUGCGUCUCAACUGGAGUUUUUACCGUAAUUUGCAACACGUGGCCCCUUGUCUGUUUAUGCUCAGCUCUGUGUGUUGUCAUGGAUACAGGCUGUGUUCGCACGGUCCGACAUGCGGCUACAGUGGAAAACAUUGAUGCAAAGAAGCAAAAGACAAGCCGCUUCAGCCAAGCCACUUCUCUUUAUUUUGACAUGAUAUAUGUCAUGUUAGAGCACAUCAAUUGGAGCAUGCAGGGCUGCGUGUAAACAGAAGUAUUAGUGGAAUAUCCGUUUUCAUCAGACAUGUAAACAACUUAGUAGGAAUAUUGUCUUUUUGGGAAUAAGGGCAAAGAACAGAUUAUUUUGUGCAUGUAAACAUAGUCAUUGUUGCCCCUUGUGCCAGUUAUUACAACUGUGGUUUUCACUGACCGUCGUUACAGUGGUUACUUUCUGCUCUCCGGCCUCAGGGGGCAGUAAUGACCUUGUUACGCUUGGUGCACCAGAACGAGGCGAAGAAGACAUCGCCACACAAAAGUGAGAUUUAUAAUUAUUUGGACAUGUUUUCAAACUGCAUUUUUUUAGGUUUUACAAGAGAACAGAACUUGAGUCCAAACUGGUUGGUUUGUCGAUUGUACGUCUAGUUAACUUCCCACCUCUGUUAAAGAGCAGUGCACAGCCGCAUCCCUGAGCUUUUCUAUGGAGUCAUCGUGGACUGUUGCCCAAAUGGCAACCCCGACUUGGUCUGGGUUUGCCAUGUUGCAAGUGCAGUGUGAAUGUUGAGCAAACAAAUUUGUGCAAAACCAUUGUUUUCUGGUUUGUUUUAGAUGGUACAAAUGAAAUGUCACCAUACCGUAUGUUGUUUUGAUCGAUCAUCAGCUGCAGUGAGUGUUUUCUUCAGCUUGACUGGAAUAAAAAUGGAAAUGUAAUUUUUCUUUUUCAUGCUCCACCAAUAUCUUUCAGUGUCAGAAAAGCAGUUUGACUGAGAUUUAAGUAUAAUGUUAUUCACAUUUAAUGCAUUUAAAGCUUUACUCUUCAGUGGAAGUUUAUCUGUUUCCGAUGAGUGUCGGCAGCAUUACAGAUCCUGUGUUGUUAUGUGUGUUACACGUGUUUGAUUUAAUCUUCUACAACUAAUUAGUUCCAUCAUGGUUGCUCGCUCACGGUGAGGUUACCCACCAGCAAAUCAGAGCAGUUUGUUGUAACACAAUCGAUAACCAAAUUCAUCUGCGUGUGUUUGAGUCAUGCUCAGAUGUUUGCACAGUUGUGUCAACACCAAUGCAUCACAGACAAAGUGUGAUUUUGGCUUUCAUCAUCUUUAAACUCUCAUUUCAGAAACUCUCAUCUGUUCAUCUGUUUAGUCUCAUCUUUAAUCUUGUUAAAUUAGCUGUUCAGCCUCAAAGUGUCAUUUCCAAGCUCCUGUGAUGAGGUGAUGGAUUAGCAUCAGGCUGUCUAAGCUUGUUGACAUUUGUUAUUGCAAGCAUAAUAUGAAGUGUAAAGACAUGGGCGAUUAAUUUCAGUGAAUAACAUCAACAGAUGAAAAUUUUAUAGAAAUCUUUAAAAAUUGUCCUCUCAUGACAUCAACCUCACAGUAACUGUGUCCAGGACAGAAAUCACAAAGUUACCAGCUGUGAACAUGGAUUAGACAUCCAAGUGCACAAAUUGACAUCUGAAUCAGGCGAAUCAAAAGUGAUAUUGCCAUAAUGGAGGGAUUACUGAACAGACCUACUGGGCACAGGCAUUCUUGGACCAGAACUUCAAUAUGAUGUCGUUCAAACUACAAAAAGAUCGAAACAACCACAAAACGAUGCAAAAUGACCUCAAAAAGACCCAAAACAACCAUAAAGAGACAUAAAACUACAAAAUAGCCACAGAGACAAAAAAGACAAUAAAGAAACACAAAACAAUUUAAAAGAGACACCCCAAACACAUGCAGAACGACUACAAAGAGACUCAAAACGGCCACAAAACAACUACAGAGACUUUAACAUGUCACCAAGAGACACAAAAUGACUACAAAGGGACUCCAAAUGGCCACAAAGAGACAAAACAAUUUCAAAUAGCGUCAAAAUUACCCCAAACACAGACAAACAACUACAAAGACUCCAGACACAAAAAGACACAAAAUGACUACACAGGGACUCAAAGUGGCCACAAAGAAAGAUAAAAUGACAACAAAGAGACUCCAAAUGGCCACAAGGAGACACAAAACAAUUUCAGAUAGGCUCAGAAUUUCCCCAAACACAUGCAAAACAACUACGAAAAGACUCAAAAUGGCGACAAAGAGACACAAAACAGUUUCAAAUAGCGUCAAAAUUACCCCAAACACAAACGACUAAUAAGACUCCAGACAUAAAAAGACACAAAAUGACUACGGAGGGACUCAAAGUGGCCACAAAGAAAGAUAAAAUGACAAUGAAGAGACUCAAAAUGACCACAAAGAGACUCCAAAUGACUACAAAGGGACUCCAAAUGGCCACAAAGAGACAAAACAAUUUCAAAUAGCGUCAAAAUUACCCCAAACAAAAACGACUACAAAGACUCCAGACACAAAAAGACGCAAAAUGACUACAGAGGGACUCAAAAUGGCCACAAAGAAAGAUAAAAUGACAACAAAGAGACUCCAAAUGGCCACAAGGAGACACAAAACAAUUUCAAAUAGGCUCAGAAUUUCCCCAAACACAUGCAAAACGACUAUGAAGAGACUCAAAAUGACCACAAAGAGACUCCAAAUGGCCACAAAACAAUUUCAAAAUUAGUCCAAACACAGACAAAAUGACUAAAAAGGGACUCAAAAUGGCCACAAAACGACUACAAAGAACAGCCACAACAAGACAAAAUGACUCCGUAGAAAUUUGACAUGACCACAAAGAGAGAUAAAACAACAACAAAGAGACUGAAAAUGACUACUAAGAUGCUUCAAAUGGCUACAAAGGGACACAAAACAACUCCAAAGGGACUCCAAAUGGCCACAAAGAGACUGAAAAUGACUACAAAGACAUGCACAGCGGCCACAACGGACACCAAAUAACCAUUAGGUUUUGUCAGUGUUUUACAGUGAGGGAUCUUUGAUAUGUCUGUGUCCAGGGGCCCAUUGUCUCAUAAUCUGUCCAUGGCUCACUGCUAUUUAGGAUAAAUUAAAAAAGAGCAACUCAUACUGUAUGUUGUUAUUUUAUAUCAGAAUAUUUUAAGUCCUUAAAUUGAAAUUCAUUCGUUCAUUCGAAGCCACUUUGUCCAUUUUUCCUUCACUGGUAAUUGAGAAAAGUGUGAAACUGAAAGAAAGAAUACUCCUUGUGUCUGUCAUGACCUCAUUUAAUUUUCAUGACAUUGUAUCAAGACAUCUAGUUGUUUCUUCCUCACCGAAUCCUUUCUUCCUGGAAAUGCACGUCUCAGGCUCAUCCUGUGCUCCAAAUGUACCCGCUUUGCCUUUCCCCCCCGCUGUGACUGCAUGUUGAUUUCUGAUAAUGUGCCAUCUUAAACCUAAGACCUCAUUCUGAUGUACUGUAUAACAGCUGGAGUGUGAGAGGAGAGCAAGGCAGGGAGGAAACUGAAAGAUGAAUUGCCGUCUUCUGAAACUGAUAUGGAAACCUGGUGAUUCAUCGUCUGUCAUUUGUAGGUGUUGCAGUACAGAAACAGUCGCGUGACAUUCAGGGUUUUACUGACUGGCAUCAACGCUGCUGGAGCCGCUUCAGCAAAUCACUGCAGAUUUAUGUUUGAGCUGUUCGGAUUUAUACCACAGGAGAAUCACCCAACGUCUAAUAAACGUGUACUCACUGUUUUUUAAUUGGAACUGUUAAAACAAGACAAAACAUGAAAUGUAGGGAACCCAGAGACACUGUGGUGUGUUGUGCUUUGCUGCAAAUGCUGUACAGAAAUGCAUCUGUUGGAGCCUGUUUGUGAAAUGGAAACAAACUGAUCUGAACGACUCCAAAUGACCCAGUACAACUGUAGCAAUAUGGUGUCUUUUUUUGUUGUUUAUACUGUUAUUGUACACUGAAAAUAUUGUAAUUAUGCUGUUUUAAUUGCUUUCAAAUGCAUUCAACUGUUGUAAAUAAACUUUUCCAUCUUUUUAA
Molecule: messenger RNA, 8966 nt
Organism: Epinephelus fuscoguttatus (brown-marbled grouper)
Lineage: Eukaryota; Metazoa; Chordata; Actinopteri; Perciformes; Serranidae
Gene: bcl2l11
Product: BCL2 like 11
Exons: 4
Coding region: 1338-2063 (241 amino acids)
Source: RefSeq, a predicted model, not a curated record